CUCGCCGCGUCGCUCAGUCCUCCCGCUUCCUUUCCUUCUCACACUCCUCCUUCCUUCCUUCCUUCCUUCCGCCGGGAGUGAUGGAGCCGGGGCGCCGGGCGGCCGCGGCGCUGCUGGCGCUGCUGUGCGCUGGCUGCGCGCUGCGCUCAGGGCGCGCCCAGUACGAGCGCUACAGCUUCCGCAGCUUCCCUCGGGACGAGCUGAUGCCGCUCGAGUCGGCCUACCGGCACGCACUGGACCAAUACAGCGGCGAGCACUGGGCGGAGAGCGUGGGCUAUCUGGAGAUCAGCCUGCGGCUGCACCGCCUGCUACGCGACAGCGAGGCCUUCUGCCACCGCAACUGCAGCGCGGCGCCGCAGCCCGAGCCCGCCGCCGGCCUCGCGCGCCACCCGGAGCUGCGCCUCUUCGGGGGACUGCUGCGCCGCGCGCACUGCCUCAAGCGCUGCAAGCAGGGCCUACCGGCCUUCCGCCAGUCGCAGCCCAGCCGCGAAGUGCUGGCCGACUUCCAGCGCCGAGAGCCCUACAAGUUCCUGCAGUUCGCCUACUUCAAGGCAAAUAAUCUUCCAAAAGCCAUUGCAGCUGCUCACACCUUUCUACUGAAGCAUCCUGAUGAUGAAAUGAUGAAGAGAAACAUGGCUUAUUACAAGAGCCUGCCCGAUGCCGAGGACUAUAUUAAAGACUUGGAAACCAAGUUGUAUGAGAGCCUGUUCAUCCGAGCCGUGCGGGGGUACAACGGUGAGAACUGGAGGACAUGCAUCACGGACAUGGAGCUGGCCCUUCCUGACUUCUUCAAGGCCUUUUAUGAGUGUCUCGCUGCCUGCGAGGGCUCCCGGGAGAUCAAGGACUUCAAGGAUUUCUAUCUUUCCAUAGCAGAUCAUUAUGUGGAAGUUCUGGAAUGCAAAAUACAGUGUGAAGAGAACCUCACCCCAGUUAUAGGAGGAUAUCCAGUCGAGAAAUUUGUGGCUACCAUGUAUCAUUAUUUGCAGUUUGCUUAUUAUAAAUUGAAUGACUUGAAGAACGCAGCCCCCUGUGCGGUCAGCUACCUGCUCUUUGACCAGGACGAUAAAGUCAUGCAGCAGAACCUGGCGUAUUAUCAGUACCACAGGGACAAGUGGGGGCUCUUGGAGGAGCAUUUCCAGCCCAGACCAGAAGCAGUUCAGUUCUUUAACGUGACGACACUCCAGAAAGAGCUGCAUGACUUUGCUAAGGAAAACAUAAUGGAUGAUGAUGAGGGAGAGGUUGUGGAGUAUGUGGAUGACCUCUUGGAGCUGGAGGAGACCAGCUAGCCCCCAGCAGCCAGAGGACUUCCUCUCGAUGUUCAGGAAACACAGAUUCUUUGUCUUCCUUUUCCUAAUAGUACAAGUUGUUGAUACCUCAGAGCCUUCUCUUUACUCUGUGAAAUGAAAGGGAAGCCCCCAUCUCUCACUACAGCUAACCAGGGGUGAGCCUGCCUUCCACGUGUCCACACCUGACCCCCAUCUUCACACCUGCCCCCCUUUACACCUGCCUCCCCUUCACACCUGCCUCCCCAUCUUCACACCUGCCCCCCCACACUUGCCCCCCUUCACACCUGCCCCCUUCACACCUGCUUCCCAUCUUCACACCUGCCCCCCCUUCACACCUGCCCCCCUUCACACCUGUCUCCCCAUCUUCACACCUGCCGUCUCCAUUUUUAUACCUGCCUUCUCACCAUUUUGGUUAGAAGGACAGUUUUCCAUGGAUAGUUUUUUUCUUUUCCCAGAAAAUCAGUAUUAUUUUUUAAAUAAGAAAAACACUCCUAAAAGGUGGUAAUUAUAAAAACCUACUCUAGCCUUUCUGCUUUUCCACAUUUUGGUUUUGUUUCUCCCCAUGCCCUGAUCCAGCAAAGAUGGUGAGGACAAAGGCUAAACUUUUCCUCAUGAUGGUCUGUACACGGUCUGACCUGCAUUUUUUCUGGCGCCCAUUGAAAAAGAAGUUGGGUAAACAGGGUCGAUUACAGAAAUGUGGCUUUUGCCCAACACUUUCACAUGUCCAAAGUCUUACAAUGGUUGGUAGAUCCCAUCUGAGGACACUGCUCAGCCGUUAGUCUCAGAGUUGGGAAUGGAAGGAAGCAGAGGGAAGCUAGUUUCAUUCACUCUUUCAACAAAUAUUUACUGAGCACCUACUACGUGCUAGGCUUUGACCUGGGCACUGGAGAUACUGCACAGAAAAACAGAAAAAAAAAGUCCCUGCCCUCAUGGAGCCUACAUUCUUCAGGGAAAGACAACAGAUAAACAAAAAUAAAUAUGUACAAGGCAUCAGAGGGUGAUCAUUGCUAUGGAGAAAAAUUAAGCAGGGAAGGGGGUAAGGAGGCCUGGAGACGAGGCUGCAGUUUUUGUUUUGUUUUUUGAAUUUUUUGGCCGCGGCGCAUGUGGGAUCAUAGUUCCCCGACCAGGGAUCAAACCCGGGCCCCCUGCAGUGGAAGCAUGGAGUCUUAACCACUGGACCGCCAGGGAAGUUCCAAGGCUGCAGUUUUAAAUAGAGUGGUCAGGGAAAGCCUCAGCAAGGUGACAGCAGAGCAGAGACCUAGGGAAGUGGGUCUCAGAGCAGAGCAUUCCAGGCCAGAGGGGGCCGCGUGUGCAGUGCCCGACAGUGGGGAUGUGCUUGUGUGGUCCAGGGACAGUAAGGAGGCCCGGGGGAGGCGUGGGCCAGGGGCAGAAUGGAAGGAGGUGAGGAUAAAUGUGUGGGUGGGAGGGUGGGAGGCUCAGCCUUGCCAGCCAGUGUAAGGCCACUGGCUUCUGCCCUGAGCGGGGUGGGAGCUGUGGAGCAGAGUGGAGCCUGGGCUGACUUGCGUUUUACGGGGAGCACGCCAGCUGCCAUCCCGUGAGAAACCUGGAAGCGAGCAAUGGUAGAAGCAGGAAUACCAGUUAGGGGAUGGCUGCAAAAAUCCAGGCAAGGGGGAUGCGGGCUCGGCCCCGGGCGGUAGCAGGAGAGACAUGGUGAGGAGUGGUCAGAUUGCGGAUUUUUUUUGAAAGCAGGGCCAAUAGAAUUUGCUAACAGAUUGGCCGUAGAGCAUAGAGGAAAAAAGAGAGAGGCUCAAGGUGACCUCGAGGUUUUGGGCCAGAAGCAUGGAAAGGAUGGAGUUGCCGUUUCCUGAGAUGGGAAAGAUGGCUGGGUGGGUAAGUAAGGCAUUCAGUGCCAAGCAGCUGUCUGAGGCUGGGAUGCCAGGUUCAGGCUGCAAAUAAAAUUGGAGGGGCUUCCCUGAUGGCGCAGUGGUUGAGAGUCCGCCUGCCGAUGCAGGGGACAUGGGUUCGUGCCCCGGUCUGGGAGGAUCCCAUAUGCCGCUGAGCGGCUGGGCCCGUGAGCCAUGGCCGCUGAGCCUGCGCGUCCGGAGCCUGUGCUCCACAGCGGGAGAGGUCACAACAGUGAGAGGCCCACGUACUGCAAAAAAAAAAAAAAAAAAAUUGGAGCAUUUUCUGAGGUGAGGUCAUUAGCAGAGCCUAAGUCAGGGAUCCAGUGGGGAGUGGGUCCCAGGGCGGGACUGCAAGGCAGGCAGGGCCCGUGCUUGGGUGCCCUGCCCCAGGACCCCAUCAGUGGAGGCUCUGGACCCGCACACACUUGAGCCUCCUUGAAGCUCCAGGCUGUGGCUCUUCCCGGCUGUACGAGGACAUGCAAGGAGGCCUGACUGUCCACCUCUCUGUGCCCACAGAGCUCCCCUCUGGUCCUCCUCCUCGGAGCCCGGGUGAGCUUUCUGUGGGUGAGGGUGUUCCCCACAGGGUUGCCUGGUGGUAGCCAGGUUGCCUCCUCCACUGUCUGAGGUUGGCCUCUUUUCACUGGGGACUGAAAGCGCCUCCACCCCCAUCCUAGCGGUGUCCCCUGGGAAAGAAACCCUGGGGACAGUAGGAUCAACACUGUCAGCACUUUGCUUUGCUUGAAGGCUGUGGAACCAAAUUACUAAGUUUUUACUUCGAAAGAAGCCAAACCAAUUAAAUGAAAAAAAACAAAACAAAAAGUGGGGUGAUUCUUCCAAACCCACCAUGAAUAAACCCCAGCUCGCAGGCUGCAUUCAGCGACCUCAGCCCAGUACCUCCCUGAGCGGGUUUUCUUGGAAGCACCUAGAAGAAUCCUGGAUUGAGACCUCGUGGGCUCAGCAUUAGUCUGGCCUGUCUUUUGAACAAAACAAAACAAAACAAAACACAUUUCUAAGCUUUGUGGGAGUUUCCAGACCGAGACUAGGAUGCCUUGCUUGUCCUCUGACCCACCUGCACGCAGCCCCACGGGUACUGUUAGGUUUCCACCCAGGGAAGCUGCCCACCAUGGGGCAGGGGGUUCUCUCCAGCCCCAAUGCCUCUCAGGCAGCCCAGGCAGGGGCCUACACUGGGGAGGGUCUAAAGGCACCCCCUCCACCUCUGUUAAUGUUCACACUUUACCUUAGCAGGAAAGGGUUGGGGGCAGGUUUGUGUGUACAUAAAGAUUUAAAAGCAACUAAUGGA
Messenger RNA from Mesoplodon densirostris (Blainville's beaked whale), 4451 nucleotides. It is a transcript of the gene CRTAP, whose product is annotated as cartilage associated protein. Gene Ontology annotation, cellular component: endoplasmic reticulum. Lineage: Eukaryota; Metazoa; Chordata; Mammalia; Artiodactyla; Ziphiidae. The record is from RefSeq and is a predicted model, not a curated record. Gene Ontology annotation, biological process: peptidyl-proline hydroxylation to 3-hydroxy-L-proline; collagen fibril organization. Gene Ontology annotation, molecular function: protein binding; collagen binding. The transcript has 7 exons. Bases 81 to 1286 code for a protein of 401 amino acids.